Austrofundulus limnaeus is the source of this 1306-nucleotide messenger RNA. RefSeq names its product ring finger protein 4 (gene rnf4). The record is from RefSeq and is a predicted model, not a curated record. NCBI's taxonomy places the organism in Eukaryota, Metazoa, Chordata, Actinopteri, Cyprinodontiformes, Rivulidae. Bases 232 to 921 code for a protein of 229 amino acids. Gene Ontology annotation, molecular function: zinc ion binding; transcription factor binding. The transcript is spliced from 8 exons. Gene Ontology annotation, biological process: positive regulation of transcription by RNA polymerase II.
UGUAGCCGUUAGCUACAGGUGUCGCGCCACAAAUAGUUUCCCUGUGAAACUGAGCUUAGCUGUAGCUCCAAGCUGAGCCGCGGCGACCUGGUUUCUACAUUUUAAAAGUAGGUGGUUUAAAGCUUGAAGUAGUUCGUGACUGGAUCAGGUUGAAGCGGUGGGUUUUCGGACUUUGAGCUCAGAGAAACGUCGGAAUCUUGAAACUCGGAAUGAGCUACAUUAGCUUGCGAGAUGAGAUCUUGUGCCGCCAUAUUGGAAAGACCUUCAUGUAGCAACGAAGAAAACUUUGGUGUGUUCGGGAUCCUCGUUUUGCUCGGCUCCUGUGGUGAAAUGAGCAGCUCUGCUCAGAGGAGGAGAAGGUCCGCAGGAAGCCCUCUGGUCUCCAGAACCGGCACCAAGAUGAGCAGAGCAACGAACGCCAAAAGGACGACUUGCAGGACGGCGAAUGGCGCCGACCCCGCCCCUCCCACAGAACCCAUUGACGUGGUGGACGGCGCCGAUGGCGGUGUGGAGGAGGAGGUGGUGGAUCUGACCUGCGAGGGAUCAGAAGCUGCUGUGGUCGACCUGACGACCGGCAACGACUCCGUUCUGCUGGUGGACGAAGGUCCUCAGGACAGGAGAGUCCAACCAGGUGAGAGCUACGUGCUCAGCAGUGAUGACGACGAAGACACGCCCCCUGUUCUUCACACCGCCACAGUGUCCUCCACACGCACAUCCAGGGUGACUCCGGGUCUGAUCAGCUGUCCCAUCUGUUUGGACCUGUACUCUGAGAUCAUCGAAAGCGGCCGAUUGGUCGUCUCCACGAAGUGCGGCCACGUGUUCUGCAGCCAGUGUCUGAGAGACUCUCUGACAUCAUCACAGACCUGUCCCACCUGCAGGAAGAAACUGACCCGCAGCAUGUACCACCCGCUCUACAUCUGACAUCAUGAUGACAUCAUCACACAGCUGUCCCACCUGCAGGAAAGAACUGACCCGCAGCGUGUACCACCUGUACAUCUGACAUCACAAUGACAUCAUUACGAUGACAUCAUCACACAGCUGACAUCAUCACACACUGAUAUCACAGACCUGUCUCACCUGCAGGAAGAAACUGACUCGCAGCAUGUACCACCUGUACAUCUGACAUCACGAUGACAUCAUCACACAGCUGACUCCUGACAUCAUUAAUGAGGCUUUUGUUGGAUUUUCUUUGUCUUUAAACUCAACUUAAAAACGACAUUUUAAGAAGAGGCAGAUGUAAUGAUUUUGAACAGUUUAUUAUUUUCUCUAUUGAUCAAAUUCUUGUUAAUAAAAUGAAAUAAAAUUA